AGAGGCGCGGUCUGAGCCGCUGGCGAAGUUGCCCCGGGGCGGCCAGGGAGAAGUUGGCGGCGCCGGGGCCGCGGUCUGCCCGCACGCUCGCCCGCUAUGGCGUUCCGGAGGCGGACCAAGAGCCACCCGCUCUUCAGCCAGGAGUUCCUCAUCCACAACCACGCCGACAUCGGCUUCUGCCUGGUGCUCUGCGUCCUGGUCUCGCUCAUGUUUGAGGCUACAGCCAAGACUGCCUUCUUGUUUAUCUUACCUCAGUAUAAUGUUAGUGUGCCUACAACAGAUGGUGAACUUGUUCUUUAUCACUAUGGGCUAAAGGAUUUGGUCACAAUACUCUUCUACAUCUUCAUAGCAAUAAUUUUGCACGCUGUGGUGCAGGAAUAUAUAUUGGAUAAAAUCAACCGGAGGCUCCAUCUCUCUAAGAUCAAGCACAGCAAGUUCAAUGAGUCUGGACAGCUAAUAUCAUUCCAUCUUGCCUCCGUGGCCUGGUGCUUAUAUGUGGUAAUAACGGAAGGAUACUUAUCAAAUCCCAAGAGUCUGUGGGAGAGCUAUCCACAUAUUCAUCUCCCGUUCCAGGUAAAGUUUUUCUACCUUUGCCAGCUGUCCUAUUGGCUUCAUGCACUACCUGAACUAUAUUUCCAGAAGGUGCGGAAGGAGGAGAUUCCUCGUCAGCUGCAAUAUAUCAGCCUUUAUUUGGUGCAUAUAGCUGGAGCAUACCUCUUAAACCUCACACGCCUGGGACUAAUCUUGCUACUACUGCAGUACGUGGCUGAAUUCCUCUUCCACAUGGCUCGCCUUUUCUAUUUCACAGAUGAAAACAAUGAAAAGCUGUUCCAUGCAUGGGCAGUGGUGUUUGUCAUCACUCGGCUUUUCACUCUUACCCUUUCUGUGUUGGUCAUUGGUUUUGGAUUGGCUCGGGAAGAAAACCAAGCGUUUGACCCUGAGAAAGGAAAUUUCAACACUUUGCUUUUGAGGAUGUGUGUGUUGCUUCUGGUGUGCUUCUCGCAGGCCUGGAUGAUGUGGCAUUUCAUCCACUUCCAGCUACGGCGCUGGCGGGAGUACUGGAAUGAACAGAGUGCGAGAAAAAGAACUGCAGCCACUGUCCAUGCCAAACAGCAACUGAAGGCCAUGAAAAGGGAGUCUGGUUACCAUGAAAAUGGAGUUGUAAAAGCAGAAAAUGGUACCUCACCGCGGACCAAGAAACUCAAGUCUCCAUAGAGCCAAACCCCCGCUUGCAAGAGAUAUUUUGACGAGGAUGUGGCAAAAGUGAGAUGGAGGACUCUGGGAAGAGGAACAUAUUCCUCUCUUUUGGCCUUACCAAGUUCCACCUCAAGUAGCUUGAAGACACAUUAUGGAAUUAUCUCAUUUUCUCUUUAUCAGUUGCGAAAACCAAAAAAACCUUCUCCUUUUAUAUUGAGGUUUAAGAACACCAAACACUUACUCCAUUUGGUGUAUUACCUUAUUGUGUAUUUUUUCCUCUAUCCUUCAACAUGCUUUUUUGCCUCAUUUUCCUUUACUUGGAAACAUUUGACAGGCAUUUCUUUUCUCCAGAAAUCCAUUCCUUACUCCAUCCACUCUUCCUUUCUGAUUGCAUCUAGCAAUACUUUCUACUGGAGACAGAGCAAAUAUUUAGGGUGCUGCAGGUCCUACCAACAGUGAGAAAAAUGUGCAGUGCAUAUUUCAGAGAGUGAAACAUUAACCUGUGACUUCUGUUGAAUUCUGUAAAGUUAGGCAGAUUCAAGCAUCUUUUGUAUGCUUCUUCUGGCUAACAUAAAAUAGAUUUGCUAAUGUCUUAGCAAGAAUGGAAAUCCUCUUAAAACACCAAAAUGAUGACCUGCUGGCCUAACUCUUAGUAUGUGUGUGGAGCACUUUCAAUCUCCACUCGCUCAGAUAAUUUUGCUUAACCUACAGUGCCUUAGUGAAGGGAGCAGUGUCAUCAUUAAUUCAAAGCCAUUCAGGCAAUAUAGCAUGGUCUCUAUACAAGUACCCUGUGUUUCACCUACCUGACAAAUGUGUCCUCUCUGGGUCCUCCAGGUGAUUCUAUGGUAUGCUUCCAAUGAAGGAAGUUGUUCCAAGACAACUCCAUGGAGUUGUCUUGGAACACCUAAAAAAAUCCUAGAAUGUCUUAGGUCCUUCAGGGUGCUUCUGUGGUAACUUUUGCAGAAGAUGCCCAUUUCAGUAGGGUUUGCUUUUAUCCACAGAUUCCUAUUUUCACAGUAAGUUCAGAAAUAUAUCCUCCCUUGGAUAGGGUUCAUACUCUACAUAGGUCUUUACAUAUAGCCUCUGGCUUUUUUAUUGAACAAUGGGACAGCUUCCUUAAAUCAUUUAUUCCUAAGUAGCAGUGUUCUUCAACAUAAUGGUGGUGUGAUUUGCACGCCUGAGCCCAACCAAACACAGGAUAGCAAUAUUGUUGUGCAUGUAGUAUGGCCCUAUUCAUAUUUACUCAGAGAUAUGCCCCACUACAGUCAAAUGAAUUUCCAUCCUAGCAAUUGCCCUUUGGGAUUGCAACCUUUGGCUUUUAUCGUUUCCACAUCUCCCUCUUCAUAACUUUUGCCUAAGAGGAUCUGUGGCUGUCAAUCAUAUUCUUCCCCUGCUAAUGAGACUUGCAUGGGUUGUUUCCUAAUAAUUUGCCUGAAUUAUGUAUAUGAUAAGAGGGAAAUUUUUGAAUAAGGGGGGAUUUCUCCAGCUAUUUGGCCAUCAUUUCCUAAAAGGUGGUGAUUAGUGUUAAGUAUGAACUCUACCUCAAAGGCCACUGCUUUCUGUUUUUAUUUUCAUUGCUUUUUGCUCUUAAAACAGAAUUAGAAGUGACACAGGAAUGAUGGGUUAUUUGUACUGCCGUACUGUUUCCUUUUUUAAAAGGAAUAUCCUUAGUUAGCUGAGGUUCAUUCAGCAGAUUUAGAUCUGAGUACUAUGAUUGUCCUAAGGGCCACCUUGAGAUCAAAUGCAACUGGGUACAUUAUGAAUGUUUUCUCUGUGAAGCUCCCCUGAAUUUUAGAUCAUCACUUAAUCCAAAGAAAGGACAUUUUCUCUCUCUUCUUGGCCAUACCUUUUUAAUAGAUUUUUUUUUCUUUAGAGCUCUCCUUUUAUUCCUUGAUGCAAUAGCAGUUCUGAUUGGUACACAUUAAGGACAAUUCGUUUUUCAUGAGGGAACAGGGUUAUGGAAUGAUGGGACUGUUAAUUCACAGUAGUGAAUACUUCUUCAUUUUACUGAAAGUUAGCCUUGUGGCUGAUGCAAAACAACAACAACCUCAGGCCAAUGAGAAGCACCCAUUUUACAGGUUUUUAAUUAUUUUAGCAAAUUUGGAAUCUGUUAGUAAAUGAUAAAGAUUUCAUUUUCAGGUUGUUUUUCCGUUCCUAUUUCAUGUUCCUAAACUAAGUGCAACUUGUGAUUCACAACAUCAGCCAUGUGUUGCAAGUCAUCAAUUACUUUUCUCUGGAGAUACGUACCUGAUAGAUUGCUGUUAAACCAUAGUGUGUAGCUGGUAAGGUUAAGCCAUCUUGAUGGGUCCCAGGCGCGGGGCUGCACUAAGGAGUGUUAACUACAUUAUGAGAUGAACAAAACUGCCUAAAUUGCUUAUUGCAUUUGACUGAUCUGGCACUGUGUGCAGCUCUUUCCUCGCCCUUUUCCUGUGCAUUCUAGUUCUGCUUGCACUUUUUGGAAAGUAUUAUGCUGAUUUUUUUUCUCCUCUUCAGAUCCUUGGAAUAUUUGAGCUGAAGCAAAUUUUCCCACAUUGUGCCUGUCACCUCUAAGCUCUUGUUGAGUCCCAAAUAUACCUCAUCUGUAUUAAUUUCUAUAUGUAGGAGUGAAGGGGUUAAACUGAAUGGUGCUAUGUAAGUCAGGUGGGGUGUGAUCAAGUUAGUAUGGUGGAGCAGUGAACCAGUUCUGUCAGUACAACCUGUUGGAAACCAAAGACAUAGCCAUGUUAGGCUGAAUCGGUAUGUGAAGGGAUUUUGUAGCAUUUUUGAAACUGAAAAACUUAAAUGUGUGAAAGCUUUUGCUACUAACUUCUUUUACUUCAGUUAGGUCCCAUCAGCACUGCCGUAUAAUGAAGUUUCAGAAUACAGAUUACUUGCAUUCAGCUGGAUUAUAUAGCAGUGUAGACUUAUAUAAUCCAAUGCAGUUCAAUCUGCAUUAUAUGACAGUGUAGGUGGAGCCUAGGUCUGAAACAUGAUACAAGAUCCCUUGGCAUACUGAUGGAAACAAUCCUGCUUUCCUUCUGCCACCCUCCUUGCUACAAGGAAUUGGACACUAUUCCAAAGACAGAGAUCACAGUUCUACAUUGGGAGCUAUUCCCAUUUCAUUUGGAUCUUGAGCUAAUGUGACUGAACUCACAUUUAUCAAAGGGGUUUUGCCUGUUUUGCAGCAAACACCAGUCUAACAUCUUCCAAGGCUUUUCAGAGGAUUGCAAUAAAACCGGCAGAAAAUAGUCUUCCACUAGCUCAAUUUGCUCAAUUACCUUUGUCAUGCACAAGGUUAUUAUGCCACAGUAUAGUGUAUUUACAGUUUUUGAAAGUGCCUUACAUUGCCUUUAGUACUUUUUUAUCUUUCAUUUAUGCCUUUCUUGUAUGUUUGAUACGUUUCACGUAUAUACACUAGUUAGCUUUUUAUAAAAGGGACAGUCUUUGCUAAACAGAAUUGCCUCAGUUUCUAUGCCAUUUUGACUUGUCAGUCAAUCCUUCUUGGUAACUACAAGCUUUCUUCUCAUUGGAGGACUGCUAGAUAUAUUACUAUUUGUUCUGGUAUAGCAAAAUACCAUACAAGCCAUACAAUUUCUCUCUUCCUUUGCAGAGCAAUUUGUUUCCUGCUUUUAAUUUCAGGUAACUAUUUCUAAAAUCGCAGAAAGCGCAAGAGUCCAAUUUCUGUUCUGAGGUCCUCUAGCAGAAAGUGCUGUUGACCGAACCUUUAUAGCUAGUUUUGCGAUUUUGCUGUGGAUGCAUUUUGUAUAGUCUGUGUUUGUGGAAGCUGCAAUUUAUAAGGGAGGGUGCAUAUAGCUGUCUCCCCUUGUUUCACUUUUCCACUGAAAAUUGCCUUCCACAAAUCCACUGCUUUCACACUUCAAAGGGAAAAGAUGCAGACUUAUUACAGUAGAAGUAAAGGCAGCUUGUGAACAGACAUCUGGGGGAAUCUUCCCAAACCUGCACAGGUAGUCUGUCUUGGCCACCACAUGUCUGUGUGCAAACAUGUGUGAAAAUUGCUUUCCAGAAGCAUCACAUAAUGUUAUGUACAUCUGUUUCCACCUGAGAUUCUGUAUGCGGAGAGGAAAACAGGCAUAGCCUUGUUCAUAUAGAAAUGAACCAGGGUUGCAUUGCAAUGGCCUUUAAGGCUGGCUAAUUUAAAAGUUUGCCAAGGUUUGAUAUGCCUUGGAAGUAAUGUCACUAUGGGAAAGGAAUUAGGAUGGUUCAUCUUUAAUGUGAUCAGGUUUCUGUGAGGGAGGUGACAUAUUUGUUUUGAACGUACCAAUGUUCCUCUUCUCUGUAUGGAGAAAGGGAAUCUCAUAGUCCAGUGGUUCUCAACCUGUGGGUCCCCAGGUGUUUUGGCCUACAACUCCCAAAAAUCCCAGCCAGUUUACCAACUGUUAGGAUUUCUGGGAGUUGAAGGCCAAAAACAUCUGGGGACCCCUGGUUGAGAAUCACUGUCGUAGUCCUUCCUGUCUGUCCUGUCCUAGAUGUCUCAGAAGAUCCGUAGCAGCAUUUUCAGGUUCAGCAAUAAACUUUCCAAAGCUCAGUACACAGAUCUAUCCACAGCAGGGCAUUAUUUUAAAAACAGCUUAAUCUGGAGUUUGUGUUUAACUACUCAUCUAGUAAAACGGUUAAGAAAAGUGAAUUUCCUUUCACUGUCCUGCCCACUGAAAUUUAAUGUGUUUAGUGCACACUUCUGAAACAAAAUGCAGAAGCUGGAUAAAAAAAUGAGUUGUGAGGAUUUCAGUACAGAUUGACUUUUUGUUGCUAACUGUUGCUAAUGGUGAAAAACAGCUAUUCUAUGGCUAUAUGUAGAAGAUGAUUUUGUGUCUUCCAAAGGAACAUGCGUCAUUCUAAAAACACAGCUACAUCAGGAUUAUUAAUUGCUCAAUAUGUUUUGUUAAUCUUCAGUACUGUUACCAUUUUUAUGCAAAACGACAACAGGGAGGGAUAUACCUGCAAAUCGUGUAUGUACAUGGCUGUCACAAAUGUCUCUAAUUUUAGUCCAAAUUUAAACUGGGAACCUGCUUUUCUAUUUUUAAGUUUAAUAUGAAUGGUUCCUGGAAGGAAAGACAACAGUUCUUUUCCAAUUUUACUUCCUGGUAUAUUUCAAUUCUGCCCCUGACAAUUCAAGGUUGUAUUUUUGUGUAUAGAUUUUUAUUGUUGUUAAUCCAGUUUUUAUAAAAAGCUAUCUGUGACACAAUAUUUUCUGAAAUAAAAAAGCAUAGAAUGAUCAAAAA
Anolis sagrei ordinatus is the source of this 6416-nucleotide messenger RNA. RefSeq names its product translocation associated membrane protein 2 (gene TRAM2). Gene Ontology annotation, cellular component: endoplasmic reticulum membrane. Gene Ontology annotation, biological process: protein insertion into ER membrane; SRP-dependent cotranslational protein targeting to membrane, translocation. NCBI's taxonomy places the organism in Eukaryota, Metazoa, Chordata, Lepidosauria, Squamata, Anolidae. The record is from RefSeq and is a predicted model, not a curated record.